CUUCUUUUUUUGUCUGCCCGCCCCCUUCCCCUCCGCCCUCCGGCCCCUCUCUCUCCCCCUCGACCAAAAGGUGAGUGAGCAGCAAAUUCGUGCCUGCGGCACUGCCUGGUCUGGCAUGGUCUGGUUUUACCUAGUUCUGCUUCUGACUUCUCUGCUUCACCGUUCUGCUUCCUACGCGCAGGCACAGGCAAAGGCGCAGGCGCGGCGCGAGUGGGCGGCGCGGGUUGCGGUGUCACUUAUUCCCUGUCUCUCCCUGCGUCCAGUCGACUGCUCUUUUUGGCUUUUUUCUGACUGUGACUUGUCCCCUCUUCUGUCCUCAAUUUGGGUCAAUUUGGGUGCAAAUUUGGGGGCGGCUGCGGCCACCACCGCCGCACCACCAACAAGAUGCGUUUCUUUACCAAAUGAGUCUUCUCGGGCUCUUCCCCCUCCCCUGCACAGCUGCAGUUGUCACCUGAGGAGGACCUGGCACGCCUGUGCUUCCUAUGGCCGAUCCAACACGACGCUAAAUAUUUGGUCACGUCGGGUGUUGAUGAAAUUGAUGACCCAAGAAGGGAAUGCGAGCGCGGCUGUGCGAUGUUCAAGUUAUGUCUGCUGGAUGGGGGGCAUGUUUAUGCAAAGAGAACUUUUGUCAUAUCGCCUGUGCCUCUUACUGUGCAGUAGCCUACCUCUUCUUUAUUCUCACCUCACCCUUUCUGCUCAUAUAUCUUAUAGAUUCAAGUACGGAUACUCGAGUCUCGACAUUAACACUUUGGGGGGGACAAAUACCUCCGCCGUUUGCCGCCUGCCUAACAAAUCAGACGAUUUGAUUGUCACGAGCUAAAUUGUUAGGGCUCGGAUAAUGACAUGAGCAACUAGCGUCUCUGGAUUCGUCUGGAUUCUAGGCCCUGUCAAUGGCUCAUGCUUCAUGGUGUCGGGCUCAGCUACGUCUGACAGCUGACCAAUGAGACGCUUCUGAACCGAGACAAUAGAAAAAGGAGAUGAAUGCAGAAACAAUGCUCGCAUUCUGCGCAACCCUCCCCCCCGUCCACCCGUCCACCGGUGCGUCGCGGCGUUGCGGCGUUGCCUGUGCCGGCGAGCUAUUUCGCGAAGAAACCACGUUUUCGAACACCGAACAUGCCUAACUCAUGGAUGAUGGGAGAAACUCAGGGAGGGGGGAAGACUAGGAGGG
Messenger RNA from Colletotrichum godetiae, 1168 nucleotides. RefSeq lists its product as uncharacterized. The coding region runs from base 116 to 820 and encodes 234 amino acids. The transcript has 2 exons. NCBI's taxonomy places the organism in Eukaryota, Fungi, Ascomycota, Sordariomycetes, Glomerellales, Glomerellaceae. The record is from RefSeq and is a predicted model, not a curated record.